Messenger RNA from Misgurnus anguillicaudatus (oriental weatherfish), 3480 nucleotides. The record is from RefSeq and is a predicted model, not a curated record. Lineage: Eukaryota; Metazoa; Chordata; Actinopteri; Cypriniformes; Cobitidae.
GCUGAUCCCCCUUCCCUUUCUUUCGGUGGUGUAUCACGGCGGUGGGUCGAGUCGCCGCCGCUGCUGUAGGUAUCUGCGGUCGGGCACGUUUAUCGUUUCACCCCGUUUACAUUUUCCCUUCAUAUAUCAAGCCCGGUUCCGUGCGUGGAUCGAUAUAUAAGAUGGCGGCGGUGGCCCGGCUGGAGGGUCGCGAGUUUGAGUAUCUGAUGAAGAAGCGGUCGGUGACGGUGGGUCGGAACUCGUCACAGGGCUCGGUGGACGUGAGCAUGGGCCACUCGAGCUUCAUCUCCCGUCGGCACCUGGAGGUCUUCACCGCCGCGGCGGAGGACACGGGCGGCGGGGACUUUUACCUGCGCUGUCUCGGGAAGAACGGGGUGUUCGUGGACGGGGUAUUUCUGCGCCGGGGGGCUCCACCCUUGCAGCUGCCUCGAUUGUGCACCUUUCGCUUUCCCAGCACCAAUAUAAAGAUCACCUUCACAGCGCUGGCCAACGGCAGGCGUGAGAAGACCGAACCAGAAUCUCCAGUCAAAGCCGUUCAGCCGCAAAUCUCCCCUCUUACCAUCAACAUACCGGAUAACAUCGCCCACCUCAUGAGCCCUCUGCCCUCGCCCACCGGCACCAUCAGCGCUGCUAACUCGUGUCCGUCCAGUCCUCGCGGUGCAGGGUCCUCUGGGUAUCGGAUGGGUCGAAUCGUGCCGGACCUGCAGCUUAUGAAUGAAAACUCUCAGUCUGAGAACGACAAAGAUGCCUCUGAAGGCGACAGUCCAAAGGAUGACUCGAAACCUCCAUACUCGUACGCUCAGUUGAUCGUUCAGGCGAUCACACUGGCACAGGACAAACAGUUAACACUAAACGGCAUCUACACGCACAUCACCAAGAAUUACCCGUACUACAGGACAGCAGAUAAAGGCUGGCAGAAUUCGAUUCGACACAACCUGUCCUUAAAUCGGUACUUCAUCAAAGUCGCACGUUCUCAAGAAGAGCCAGGCAAAGGUUCGUUCUGGAGGAUAGACCCCUCGUCUGAGAGUAAACUGGUGGAGCAAGCGUUCAGGAAACGCAGGCCGCGGGGAGUGCCGUGUUUCAGGACCCCGCUUGGACCCCUGUCAUCCAGAAGUGCUCCUGCAUCGCCCAAUCACUCUGGAGUGCUUUCUGCUCACUCCAGUGGUGUGCAGACCCCUGACAGCCUAUCACGAGAGGGCUCACCUGUUCCCAUGGAGCCAGAGCCCGCCCCUGCCCCGCCCCCUACCGCUGCUAACAUCCAACCCAAACUAGCUGUGAUUCAAGAGACUCGUUUUGCUCCGAACACUGCAGGGUCUCCCAUCACCGGUCAGCCGGUUCUUAUCGCCGUCCAGCGUCAGUUAGGCCAGACCAUGAAACCCGUCACGUACGCCGUGGCCACACCCGUCACGUCUUCAACGUCUGCGCAGGCGCUGAUGCAGACGGUGCAUGUGGUACAUCAGAUCCCCGCCGUGACACUCGGCACAGUCAGCGGCAACCUGCAGCCCACCAUUAAAACAGAGAUGCAGGAGAACGGAGAACCGGAGGAGGUCAAAGUGAAGGUAGAGCCACUUCCUGCUAUCACUCACCCGUCCAUCAUAGGCUCGGCCAAUAGAAUCAUUCAGAGCAGCUCUGCAGCCACGCCCCUCCAGACGGUCACCAUAGUGCAGCAAGCCCCACUGGGUCAGCACCAACUGCCAAUCAAGACUAUUACCCAAAACGGCACUCAUAUGAUGCCCAUCGCCACCGCGAUACAGAGCCAGGCAAACUCGGUGUCAAGUCCGUUACACCUGUUGGCCGCUCACGCCUCCGUGUCCGCCUCCCUCCCUACAAAGCGUCAGAACGGGGAAAAGGCGAGCGAUCCGCCGGAGAGCAAAAGAAUAAAAACGGAGGAAGAAGAACAAAAAAUGACCUCUGACCCGAACGGAAACGGCACAGAAACAGACUUCACCAACCAGCGCUCCAACCACGACUAGUUCAUCAUUAAACGUCACCAUCGUCUCCACCCGCAAUCACUUUUUAGCGUUUAUCUGCCCUGACAGUUUUUAUUCCGUACGGCUCACAGUGCCAAAACUGAAGCUUUUACAUCGAACGACCGUCAUCAAAGCUACCGUGCGAUCUCAUGUCAAAAAAAAGAAACCCAUCAGCAACGACCGCACGGACAAGCAGUCAACUUGUGUCUGUUAUUGUUGGAUUAUGAUGUUUAUUCACAGAUCUCCUUCGAGCAGCUGCCAGUCCUUCAGUUUAUUUUUUUUUACUUGAGAGCCCGAUUGAACAAAACAACAGAGCGACUGCCAUCUGGCCCGUAACAUCGGCCAUUUUAUUACAAUCUCGCAGAUGAAAGCAUUCGAUUCUGUUCUGAUGUUUUAACGAAUCACACGUUGGUCCUGGAGGUUUUGUGAUGCCCUCAAGCAUCCUCUCCUGCAUCACAUCUGGCAAAUUCCAGGUCCGGUUUCGGUACCCAGCAAAUUCCAGGAGCAUCACGGCACCGUGUGUUGUUUACACUCGAUGGAGAAAUCCAGAAUACUGGCACCAGGAAUCUGAAUUUCUUUGCGCUGACGUAGGCCUGAAUCCAACAUUCCAACAUGCGGUGGACCGGAAUGACAUCUUGGAAUUGAACGGUGUUUUGAAAUGAACCACAUUUUUUCCCAAUCCAGCGUGAAUGUGUGUUGUGUUUUUUGUAUUAGCGAGUGCUAGGGCUGUUUGUGGAGACCUGUCUCAGCCAAAGGGAUCGAAAUAUUCCUCGACGUAUCCGAUUUAUUCCCAAAAUUACGGCAGCUAGACCAUCGACAGCAUCCCCCACACGAAUUCCUGCAGCCGUCGUAGUGGAUUUAUGCAGUAUUUCCUCGUCAUAGGAUCUGGACGUUUUUCAUGAUAGAGACAUUUAAAAAAAUCAACAAUAAUUAUAUAUAUAUGAACAUAUAUAUAUAUAAGCAACAUAUGAGCGGAAGAGGUUAUUCGGAAAGUUGUAUGUGGACUGUGUCUCUUCUGUUUUGUGAAACGACGUCAUUUCUUUUGUAAAAUGGAAAAACGAUGAAUCAGUGGAUUAUUUCCUUUGUCUUUUUGAUUUUUUUAAUCUGUCGAAUCUAAGCAAACUGACUUUUUUACACGGACAUAUUUUCAUAUUUUCACGGAGAUGGACGUGUCAUUUUCAUGUGUAGUUGAGCUGAUCACGUGAUGGACUAGAUGAACAUAACUGAGCCGUCGAUUAAACGAAUAAACCCCCUCCCCAAAAAAAGAGGACCUGCUUUGAAUCAGACCAGAGCUGCACUUGAUUUAAGUUUUUGUUUGGUUUAUUCCCUCCGUCUGUUUUCUUACUUUUUAUUUGGAGGCUGUUGUGGUGAAGGCCGACUCUGUUCAGACCUGCGAGUCUAUCUACAGAUUAUAUAUGUUUCAAACAAAAGCAAAAAACGAGAUUGAUGUUUGUUCUGCUUCAGUGGGUAAAUGCUUUUUUUGUUUUUUUAUAAAUUAAUUUAAACCUUA